Symbiodinium necroappetens is the source of this 4269-nucleotide messenger RNA. The record is from the annotation of a GenBank genome assembly. NCBI's taxonomy places the organism in Eukaryota, Dinophyceae, Suessiales, Symbiodiniaceae.
AUGUCUACUGUGUGGCAUCGCGCCUUUGUACUUGUCUGGUUGACCGGCCGUGUUGCGGGUGAGAUCGCAUUAGGCGCCCUUGCAGGUUGGACGGCUACUGGUUCGGAGGAGCUGGUGGCCACCAUUGCUGCCGUUCUGGACUACCGGAAAAAUUGGGAUGCCCCUUUAGCAGCGAGGUUGGGUCCGCCUGUAAUCGACAUUCCAGGUGGUGUCCAUGAAAAUGCAAGCACCGUCAGCUUGCGUAUCGGUACAACCCACCUGCAGCCCGAUGUUGGCUUGGCUACAGCUUUGGCUUUAAUGUUGGGUUUGGAUGGAGCACAGCCUGUGGUGGGGUUGAUUGGUGCACGGGCAUCUGUUGUCAGCGCUCCGAUUGCCACGUUGGCAGCUGUUCGGAAGGUUCCACAAAUAUCUUUCGGUUCAACUAGCCCUGCUCUUUCCAACAAGGCCGCAUAUCCAUACUUCAUGCGAACAGCACCACCAGACACUCUCCAGGCCUUCGCUCUAUGGGAGUGGAUCAUGCAGUCUGACAUUCCUUUAGUAACUUGCUUAUAUUCCACAGAAGACUUCGGGCAUGGGCUCGUGCAGGAAAUCCAGAAGAGAGCACAACAAGAGGGCCAACCGGACAGGGUGAAGUCGCAAGCAUUGCAGUACAUGCCUCAGGUGUUUGACGUGGACGAGGUACGGAAAACUCUCGCAUCACUGCAUCAAUUAGGAUCCCAAUUCGUAAUCCUUGCUGUGGAGCCUCGAAUGGCUUCUCAAAUACUGCCUGUUCUGAAAGACGAGGGCAUGUUGGGUGGAAACUGGCAGUUCGUUGGCACGGAUCUGUAUGAUGUUGCUGAAAAUGCUCUUCCGGUGGGCUUCAUGACUUUCUUACCAUCUGGCAGAGGAUCCCGCUUUUCAGAUUUCCUGCAGCUUUGGUCAAGGAUCGAUGUGGCUGACAUUUUGAGUAGAGAUUCCAUCCAAGCAUACAGUCUGGACAAACUGGCAGAGCCUUUGGAUCACGCGGCAGUUGCGAGCGUCAUUGGCGACACUAGCAAGACAACUACCUGGGCUGCAUUAUGCUUUGAUGCCGUCUAUACAUUUCUUGUGGCCAUCAACCAGCUUCUGCAGCAGGGAUUGCCCGAGACUUCGAUUCGAGGCGAGGUGCUUCUUGAAGCACUUCGCAAGACACGGUUUUCGGGUGUUUCUGGUGAGGUCAGCUUCGAUGGGAACGGUGACCGGCUCGGAUUAUACAAUCUGCUAAACGUGCAGGUUGUGGGUCUUCAGCAGCAGACCCAAUCUUUCGUCGCAGCAGUAUUUUCUGCAUCCACUGGAAAUUUUACCUUCGAGCGACAGCUGGUUUGGAUGGAUGGAUCCCGUGGGUUUCACGCUCCAGCACGAUUGUCUUUGUGUGAACCUGGCUUUUACCAAGACGGGUUGUCCAGACAAUGCAAAGCAUGUCCCAAAGGUGCCAUGUGCACUGGAGGCAAUGCUUCGUUUGUCAUGUGUUCUCCUGGGACCUUUGCAGACGGCUCGGGGAUGUCGUCGUGUAUGCCAUGUGCGGAAGGCCAUUUCGCUAGUGACCCUGGCGCCUUUGAGUGCAGUCCAUGCAUUCCUGGAUUUGUGGCCCCACGGAUGGGCAUGGAGGUGUGUGACAGGUGCCAUCCAGGAAGUCAUAUGCCUUUCGCGCGAGGCUCUACCUGCUUCCCCUGCGGGGGCAACCAGAUCACAAGAGAGAGCGGAGCGAUUUUCAAGUCGGAGUGCAUAUGUGGCGAAGGUACCUUUCUCUGCAAUCAGCGCUGUGAGCCCUGUCCAGCAGGCCUGUAUUGCCCCGAGGGUCUCGGCCCUCCACUGCAGCAGGCUGGCUUCUGGGCAGAUGUGAAUCUUUUCAAUCAUUCUCCCACAUGCGACGCGUCCGUUUUGCGCUGCCGCAGCCAUUACGAGUGCCCUCUGGGCAAACUGAGCACCUGUGCAGACGGAAGAGAAGGCCCAGCGUGCAACAACUGCAAACCCAACCAUUUUCCAGUGAGUGAUGGUGCAGAGACUGGAGUGUGCCAACCCUGUGAAAGCACAGAUUUCUUACCGGGGCUCGCCUUCUUCACUCUGCUUCCCUGUGGUUUGUUCGUCGUUACAGUGUUGAAAAUGGAGCCAAGUCAAGUCAGCUUCAACUUGCUGACUGCGGCUUCGGUGGCAAGUCAGAUGAUGGUCGCAGCUCAGACCCUUGGUUCCAUGCGGCAGCUGUCUUUGGCCUGGCAGCAUCCUGUGAAGAGACUUCUUGAGUUCACAAACCUUCUCGCCCUGGACUUGGACUUCGUCCGCAUCACUUGCAUAUACGGGACAGACCGCCCGGCAGUCAAGUUUUUCAGUCGAUUGACUUUUUGCCCAGCUGCCUGCGCCUUGAUUCUGGUCACCUGGCUAGUUGCGAGGCUCUGCUUCCGCCCGAAGCCCAUCGACACCACUCUGAACCAGUGCGGACUGUUCCUUUUUGCUUUUUUCCUUCCUGUAACGCUGACAACCUUGAGCCCUUUUCAGUGCACCCCGAAUCCGAACGGAACUGCCUCACCUUUAUCAGAUCCGGGUAUUGUUUGCUACGAAUCAGAUGAGCAUGCCUUUCUGGUCGCGCUGGCAAUGGUGGGACUUGUGACUCAGCCUUUGCCAAUCCUCGUGGGAGCUGCCUAUAUCACGUUCAUGUACCCAUCGCGGGUUGCCAGCGGCAGGGGCCUUCGCAUGAUGAAUCGCUACCGGUUCCUGUUCCAUCGAUUUAAGCCGGAGCAGUACUACUACGGCCUUUUCGUCUUGUGCCGCAAUGGUGUGGUCGCACUGUUGCCCAUUGUGACUGUCGACAUCCCUGAGUUGCAGGUCCCUGGGAUGGCUGUCAUACUGCUGGCUAGCCUUCUGUUGCAAGUCCGGACGUAUCCCUGGCGAACGGAACAGGCAAAUCACGUGGAUCUCCUUCUCACGAGCCUCUUGCUCAUGGUGCUCGUCGGCGCAGCCCCCUUGCUCAACCACGACCAGGAGCGAACCUACUCGGUCUUGGGCUGGCUACUGUGCAUUCCCGUUCUUGGGCUCGCGGUCGUCGGUGGCCUGGCUUUGCUUCGAACCCUUCUGGGCCAUCUCAACAAAAAGCGCCUCUUCGGCAUUUUCCUUUGCCAUCACAAAGGCGGUGCUGGCAGCCUCUGUCGACUUAUUAAGAUCCUUGUGGCCAGGCACAGUCAGGCACGCGUCUUCCUCGACUGCGAUCAACUUGAAAAUUUGGACCUGCUGUUUGACAUCGUUCGCACGUCGACUCGCAGUGUGGUCGUAGUGUUGACGCCGGAGGUCCUUAAGCGAGUUUGGUGCGCCGGCGAGAUAACAACAGCAUGGAAGAAUAACAUCACGACUGUGCCGCUCCUUUGCGAUGGAUUCCGACAGAUGUCAGCAGAAGACCACAAGCGGAUCGGAAACUACUGGACUCCACAGCAGAAGCAAAUGCUCAGCAGCCACGGCAUGGAGAUGCAGGAUGUCUGGCACGCGUACCAGUGGCUACAGUCAGAUCUGGUGCCACUGCACAUGCCGCGGUUUGGUCCGGUAUCGGGACGUGAAGAUAUCGUCCGUGGCAUGCUGGACCGAUGUGGAAUGCUGUCUCGUGGAAUCAGGGGGACAGUGCUAUCAAAAGGACUCUCGUUCACUUCACUGUUACCUUCAAGGGCACGGAUACUGAUCAUGAGUUCAGUGGCAGAUGCUGAAUCUCUGUCAGCCUGUGAGGUUUUCAUGCUCGUGCUCCAGGCACAUCUACAUGUGGAGUGUGCUGUUGUACUCAACAGGAAGCAGAUGAUCAGGUGGAAGCCCUUUGCGUACUACCUGGUGGUAUUGCUCGUGCGUGGCAUAUUCAACAAUCAUCGCUUUGGCCAGCUCCUGUUGACAGGGUUAUCCGCGCCAGGGCGGAGCUUGGAGUUGCUGACCAUCGUUGCCGACCCGCACUUUGAGUUCCCAAGUUUUGAUGCCGAUAGCCAAAUGCACGAUGCAGACGAUGCAAAUGCGAUCAUGGAGGAGAAUGAUCCAUUAAUCGAGGCUUACCGGAGCGUCGUCAGCGUACUGGCAAUGCCUUUCUCGCCGCUGGGGUCGGAAGGCCUGCAGCAGAAGCAGGUUGCAGAAAUCGCUGGCCGGAUGCACCGCUACAAGGAUCCUGCCAAAGCAGCGUGGCGUGACGACGCGGAUGACCGCGGCUUGGAAAUGGACUUGGACUUUGAGGACCGGCACUCGCAGGUGUUGUUUCUGAGUAGACCGGAUUGUGGAGCGCCGCAAUUCUAG